Chaetomium strumarium is the source of this 375-nucleotide messenger RNA. RefSeq lists its product as uncharacterized. The coding region runs from base 1 to 375 and encodes 124 amino acids. Gene Ontology annotation, biological process: termination of RNA polymerase I transcription; DNA-templated transcription. Gene Ontology annotation, molecular function: nucleic acid binding; zinc ion binding. The transcript is spliced from 2 exons. Lineage: Eukaryota; Fungi; Ascomycota; Sordariomycetes; Sordariales; Chaetomiaceae. Gene Ontology annotation, cellular component: RNA polymerase I complex. The record is from RefSeq and is a predicted model, not a curated record.
AUGGCCGCAAUUGGUUCUUUGAUCUUCUGCACCGACUGCGGAAACCUGUUGCCUGCGUCCAAGGGCACGGAGAAGAAUAUCUUGCAUUGCGACUGCUGCGGGGCUGAGAACAGAGAUCAACCCUGGAGAAUUGUGACAACGAGGACAAAGCCAUCCGAUUUCCCAUCGGCCCUACGGCAGAAGCUAUCGAUUGUGCAAACAGUAGAGCGACAUCAGGUGCAAACGGAGCGCAUCGAUACAAAUAUGGACUGUCCCAAAUGUGGGAAGAGGGGUGUGCGCUACUCCGAGGUACAGCAGCGUAGUGCUGACGAGGGUUCCACGAUCAUUUACAACUGCGAUUGCGGUGAAAGGUGCGUGAUAUGGGACUACGCCUAG